GGCGCGGCGGACGCGGAGCCGGAGUGCGGGGGGGCCAUCCCAUUCUCCGCCAGCAAAGCCAGUCCGCGGGCGUGGAGAGUCAGCCAGUCUAUGGGGAGCGACCACGAGAGGUCAUGGAUGAAAGUGCUGCCACUCAGUCUGCUGUGCACCGGACUGCUGCUCUGGUGCGUCUUCAGGGAGAAAACGGAGAUUGAUGAGCAACUAGAAGCAGUUUUCUCUGGUCAGAUCACGGACUCCUUAGAUGAUGCCCAAAAAAACCCUCAAGACGACCAGUGGAUAGCAAUGCACAAGCGCAAGAAGGAGGGAAUUUACGAUAACGAACUGAUUGUGAAAUCCCCGCCUUCUCUCGGAACCCUAAUGAUCAGGCAUGAGUGGUUCUGUGAAUAU
Molecule: messenger RNA, 387 nt
Organism: Merops nubicus (carmine bee-eater)
Lineage: Eukaryota; Metazoa; Chordata; Aves; Coraciiformes; Meropidae
Product: chromosome unknown open reading frame, human C16orf91
Exons: 2
Source: RefSeq, a predicted model, not a curated record